Molecule: messenger RNA, 4716 nt
Organism: Eublepharis macularius
Lineage: Eukaryota; Metazoa; Chordata; Lepidosauria; Squamata; Eublepharidae
Gene: CFAP74
Product: cilia and flagella associated protein 74
Exons: 32
Coding region: 16-4272 (1418 amino acids)
Source: RefSeq, a predicted model, not a curated record
CAGUAUAUAAAUCGAAUGGUUCGUGAGAAAGAAGCAAGCGAGGAACUGAAUCGCCAAGAGUACAUGCAAAGAAGGAUGGAGACUGUGUUAUCUCUGAAGAACAGCAUCGCUUCAACACGGGAAAAUUUCCGAACCCUCCAAGCCCAGGAUAAAGCCCUUGCGCUGCAAGCCAAAGAACAGGAUCAGAAAAUGAAGGAGGCUUUGCGGGCCGAAGGGCUCAGUGUCACCAGGGAGGUUUUUCUCCAGAAACAACAGGAAGAGUUUGAAAGACAGAAGAAGGAAUUUAUGGAACGGCAGAAAGAGAAGAAAAUUGAAAUUGUAGCUCGGAUUUUGAAAGAAGACGCUCAGCUGGAGAAAGUGAGGAAACAGUCCCGCCCAUGGAAACCAAAAAGGCAGGGGAAGCUUUCUGACUCUAUAAGGUGGCGCAGGAAAACAUGGCGGUAUAUAGAGAACGCAUGUGCUGAGCCAGAUGCAACCGUUACUCAGAAAUCAUGGCGCAUGCCUUCACCUUGUUCUUCCCUUGAUGACCAAAUUGGUGCUCAAGAAGAGUCUCCUUUGAAAGAGAUGGCCCCCGAAAGUAAAGAUGAAAGACAGGAGGAAGAGUCGAGUGAGACCCUGGCCGAGCCAGAGUUUAUGGGUCUUUGGGAUCAAGAGUGUGACAUAUCCAAGGUGCCAGAGGGCCAAACAGAUUCCAAACCUUUGGGCGCAAGUAAAUUGGAAAAGGAAAUCUUUGCUCAAAACUUGGAGAAGCUGCACAGUGGGAUCAUCCGUAAACGUCGAGUCUCCGGGCGUGAAUUUAAGGGCUGCCCUUUCUAUAGCAAGCCGAGCCUUAUUCACUUCAAGGACUUUGAUAUCGGUAAAACCUACAAAAAGAAAAUGAUUUUGAUUAAUGCCUUCUAUAGCAUUAACUACUGCAAGCUGGUGGGAGUCAGUGAACACCUGAAGGAUUUUUUCACUGUUCACUUUGACCCUCCUGGCCCCAUGUCUGCCGGAAUGUCAUGUGAAGCAGGAGUGACCUUUAAACCGAUGAUAAAUGAAGAUCUCGAAGGAGAAGUCACCUUUUUAUCUCAGAUUGGCUCCUUUUCAAUUCCAUUAAAAUGUUCAACUAAGAAAUGUGUGCUGGCACUAGAUAAAGAGCUCAUUGACUUUGGCACUCAUGUGGUGGGAGAGACAAUUUCACGGACCAUCACCUUGACGAACUGUGGGGCCUUGGCAACACGCUUCCAACUUCGCAGAUCAGCCCGGUCAGAUGCUGCGCACGCUGUGACAUCGCCGCCUUCCUUCGAGAGAACGGUCUGUGCCUGUUUGGAAGACAAAAUCUCUAGUGAGAAAGGCAGCAGCACUGAUAUACCUGAGUCUGUCGCUGAGAAAGAAACCAUUUCUUUUCUCCGUUCUGAGGAAGUUAUCCAGCAUAUCAAUUCUGUCCGCGAGAGAUCACAAAUAGAUGUCAACUCAGCUGCUGCCAGAACAAUCAGUCAAGUGUUUUCUGUGGUAGAAGUAACGAAACAAAAUACACUGUCUUCUCUGGACAUAAGCCCUCUGGAACAGCAACCCCGGGAAGAACCAGCUGAAAUCACAUUGGGCAAGGUUACAGAAGGCGAUAUCGGACCCUUCAGCUCUGUCAAACUUCAGGUUAUUUUCACUCCAGCAGUUCCUGGGGACGUUCGUGCUGAAUUUGAGAUUAUCUUUGACAACCCGGACUGCAAUCCAUUGUGCUUCAGUGCCGUUGCUGUUUCUGUGGCUGUGCCAGUGUGGGUGCCCAAUCCAGAUGUCGACCUCAAAAUCUGUAUGUAUGACAGGCUGUAUCAGGACUGCAUCGUCAUUCAAAGUAGGGCGACAUCCGCGCUGCGCUUGAAGUUUGAAGUUUGCAAGCAAUUGGCCAACCACAUGGAACUGCUUCCAAAGACAGGCUACAUUCAAGCCCAGUCAUCCUUCAGCGUGCAGCUGAAGUUCCUGCCAAGGAAAUCUCUUCCUCAAGAUGCUGGAAAGUACUUUGAUGAGCAGACCAGAGUCUUGGAAGCCCCAAUGACUAUAGUAGUUUCAGAUCAGAGCAAACCAGUUGAAUUUACUGUCCAUGCAAUCAUCACUACCUCAGAUUUGGAGAUCAACCCAACAGAAGUGGAUUUUGGCUACUGCUCCAUCUAUGAGGCAGUGCAGUCCACAAUCACACUCACAAACAAAGCUAUUCUUCCCCAAGAGUUUGGCUUUGUAGGACUCUCAGAGUUUGUAGAAAUUCAGCCAAAUGAUGGAUUUGGAACUCUGCUUCCCCUGGAAAGUUUGAACCUGGACAUAAUCUUCAAAGCCAAGAAAGCAAAAGAAUACAGCUUUGAGCUGACCUGCAAGUCUGAGAUCAAUAGACAAUUCAAGCUGUCAUGCAAAGCCAUUGGAGUCCACCCUCCUCUGGAGCUCUCUCAUUCCUUGGUUCAUUUUUCUGCCACCGCUCUCAACGACGUGUCGACAGCUACACUCUUUGUGAUAAACAACCAUGUCAGCCUCAAUCAGUUCACUCACGCUGUCCCAAGGAUUGGCAAGGGAGACGUUGCCCCCGUUGGGCCCACUUCUUUCCAGUUUGUCAUCCCAGAAGACUCUCCCAUCACAAUCAUACCCUGUGUUGGAACUGUUCUACCUGGGAAGAAGUGCUUGGUGGAAGUGUCCUUCCGCCCGGUAUUGAGUGAACAGCUGAUCAGACAGGAGGCGGUUGAAAUGGUGCGCCAGGCUGCUGAAGCAAAGGUGCUGCUGGAGAAGAAGGCCCGGGAGUUGGAACUGCAGAGGAAGAAAGAAGAGGCCUUGGCUGGACGGAAGAGACUGGGAAGUGGCUCUUUCCUUGGCCAGUUCUCGAGGGACAAAUACAGCAAACAAACUCUGAAGGUGUUUGAGCCUCCUGAUCCAGAAAACAUUCUUCCAAGUUCGGAAGAAUAUAUUACAGCUAAAACUAACCUGAUUCGGAAUUUCACGGAACGAUUUGAAAGAUAUGUUGUACCCUGCCUGGUUGCAAGUGGUGCCAUAGAUGAGAAGAAAGGACCUGAAAACUUGCACUACAGUCCGUACAACACCUUGUACUUAGAGCUGCAUUGCCCUGCAGUGGCACCCUCUCUCUUGUUGAUUUCGAACAGUGGGAAAAGCAUUAUCAACUUUGGCACAGUUGCAGUCGGGCACAGAAUUACAAAAGAAAUCAAGAUACAGAACAUAUCCCAGGAACAACUACGCCUGGGAUAUUCCCUCUUGAAUCCCUUUGGUCCCUUCUGGAUGUUGAAUCCCAUUGGUACACUUGACAAUGAAGAAUCCCAAGACCUCAUCAUCUCAUUCUGUCCAGAAGAAAGCAGAAAGUUCUUUGAAAUAUUGGACAUUCGAGGCGAGAAAACAACCCUCACCCUCGGUUUGACAGGCGAGGCCGUGAUCCCUUCAAUCAUUUGCUCGAUAGAAGGAGAUGUGUUCAACGUGGGCUACGUCAUCGCCAAAGAAACGGCCAGUUCCACCUUCAAGAUAGAGAAUAAGUCUGUAAUAGACGUGAAAUUCUCCAUCCUUCUCGAAUCGCUCUCGCCGAACAGAGACAAGGAGCAGCAGAAGCUUCCACCUUUCCUCACAGGCAAAACAGGUUUAGUUGGUACACAGAACCACAGCGGCUUGAGCGUGUUCAGUGUCUCCCCAGUCGAAGGCAUCAUUAGCACCGGGAAGACCCAGGAGUUCACCAUCACCUUCAGCCCUGACCACGAGAGCCUGUACUAUUCUGACUGCCUGCAGGUUAUGGUCUUCGACAAGGAAGUCAUCCGCGUCAUCCAGUUGAAAGGGGCCGCAAGGAACCACAUGAUGUUUCUGGAAGGAGGUGAUCCACUGGAUGUGCCCGUAGAGUCAUUGGCUGUGACAACGUCUAUGGCGGAAGAAGCAGCCAGAGCAGAAAGCGAUAAGCUCACAAAGCCCAUCCUUCUGAGGCUGGAGCGCGUGCAGUCCAAGACCUUGGUUAUCCCGGCCGUCAGGGAGCUGAAAGUGGGCGGGAUACGGACUGCCCUGUUCCCAUCGAAGAAGAAUAUAGAAUUCAGUUGGGAAAGCCUGUCACUUCUGCAGAUGAAAGGAUUCACCGUUGACCCUGUGAAAGGAACAGUCGAUCGCGGGCAGACCAAAGCCAUUACUGUUUCUUGGGUGCCCCCUGCUGGCUCAGAUCCCGACCUGCUUGUGACUGGGACGGCCAUGCUGACUCUGAAAGGGGACAUUAAAGAAGUUUACAACGUCCACUUCAUGGGCAGGAUUGUGACCAAGGGAGUCCCCAGCCACUAAGAAGACUCUUUACAUGGAGAUACAUGGCUGAUCGCCAGAAAGUUGGAAUCGCAGAUGUUUUUUCAGUGCGGAGGGAGCCAGGUUCCAGGCAAUUAUACAGAUUUUUUAAUGGUAAUUUGCAAAACGGGGUCCUCGAAGGUGCAGUGUGAAGCAACACAAAUAGCAUCUUUUGUUGUUGUCUCUGCUGGAGAUUCCAUAAGAGGAAAUCAUUUAAGACUAAUGUUGGCUUCCAGGGACGACAGGCUGUUGAGACUCCACGUUCCAAUAUACCCUUCCCUUAGGUUCAAGGCUGGGCUGUUUUUCCUAAAUAUGGUGGUCCACCUCUAGGACAAGCUGGGGUUGAGAGAGUGGAUUCAAAUCUGGGAAGUCUGCCAUUGCAGAGUGGAAAAUAAAAUGCAGUGUUCUACACAACGAAUGGAUUGAACCCACAACCACGCACCCAGU